Messenger RNA from Psilocybe cubensis, 1239 nucleotides. RefSeq lists its product as uncharacterized. Gene Ontology annotation, biological process: cytoskeleton-dependent cytokinesis. The record is from RefSeq and is a predicted model, not a curated record. The transcript is spliced from 9 exons. Bases 1 to 1239 code for a protein of 412 amino acids. Gene Ontology annotation, molecular function: GTPase activity; GTP binding; molecular adaptor activity. NCBI's taxonomy places the organism in Eukaryota, Fungi, Basidiomycota, Agaricomycetes, Agaricales, Agrocybaceae. Gene Ontology annotation, cellular component: microtubule cytoskeleton; cell division site; septin ring.
AUGGGAUUAGGUCGGUCCAACUUGUUCGCGAAUCGUGAUCAACCAGGCGGUACAUGCCAGCGUCGCCCCCUCUCACUCCAGCUCGUUCGACUUCGAGAAUUCGAAAAGGAAGCGAAAAGUCGUGUCGUGUCGUUGCUUUUUUUUGCGUCCUUCCCUGUCCUGUCCUGUCCUCUUCGCUCAAUUGGACUUUGCAUCCGCUUCUCGCUUGGACUUUUGUUUUUAAGUGGUCCCCCCCCCCUAAUCCACUCCUCUCUGCGAAUCUCAUCGGCAACCCUCAAGAUCCCAUUCCCAUUCCCAACAAUGGCAGAAGAAAUCCGCGCCACGUCCUACGUCGGCUUCGACAGCAUCACCCAGCAGAUCGAGCAUAAACUGCUCAAGCGCGGGUUUCAGUUUAAUGUUAUUGUCGUUGGCCAAACAGGGUUGGGCAAGUCGACGCUGAUCAACACCAUUUUCGCGUCGCACCUUAUUGAUUCCAAGGGGCGGCUUGCGGCUGAUGAGCCGGUUAGGCAGACGACGGAGAUUCAGGCUGUUUCGCAUGUUAUUGUUGAGAAUGGUGUGAAGCUUAGGCUUAACAUUGUUGAUACCCCUGGGUACGGAGACCAGAUCAACAACGAGGGAUGCUGGGACCCCAUCAUCAAAUACAUCAAAGACCAACACUCGGCGUACCUCCGCAAAGAGCUGACAGCGCAGAGGGACCCGUACAUCCAAGACACGCGGAUCCACUGCUGCUUGUACUUUUUCAAUCCGACGGGACACUCGCUGCGCCCGAUUGAUGUGAUUGUGAUGAAGAAGCUUAGUGAGGUUGUGAAUGUUGUGCCUGUUAUUGCGAAGAGUGAUAGUUUGACGUUGGAGGAGAGGGAGAGUUUUAAGGCUAAGAUCAGGGAAGAGUUGGUUUAUCAUAAUAUCCGCCUUUAUCCCUUUGACACGGAUGAGGACGAUGAAGAGGAAGUCCACUUGAACGAGUCAAUCAGGCAAAUCGUCCCCUUCGCCGUCGUCGGCUCGGAAAGCAACGUCAUCAUCGACGGGAAAUCCGUACGAGGGCGCAAGAACCGAUGGGGAGUAGUGAACGUUGAAGACCCGGAACAUUGUGAAUUUGUGCAUUUGAGGAAUUUUUUGACGAGGACGCAUUUGCAGGAUUUGAUUGAGACGACUGCGAGGAUACAUUAUGAGGCGUUUAGGUCGAAGCAGCUGCUUGCGUUGAAGGAGGGUGCGGCGAGGGGGCCUGCUGCUGCUCAGUAG